Ictalurus punctatus (channel catfish) is the source of this 2855-nucleotide messenger RNA. It is a transcript of the gene slc2a13b, whose product is annotated as solute carrier family 2 member 13b. Gene Ontology annotation, cellular component: membrane. Bases 260 to 2137 code for a protein of 625 amino acids. The transcript is spliced from 13 exons. Gene Ontology annotation, biological process: transmembrane transport. Gene Ontology annotation, molecular function: myo-inositol:proton symporter activity. NCBI's taxonomy places the organism in Eukaryota, Metazoa, Chordata, Actinopteri, Siluriformes, Ictaluridae. The record is from RefSeq and is a predicted model, not a curated record.
UCUUCUCAUUGAAACAAUUUAACAUGGCGUCCUACUCCUAACAAACUGCAAGGGAUAUGAUGUUUCUCGUAGGUUAGAAUGUUUGGGCGUCUAACCUAUUUCUGUACCUUGCGGGAUUAGAUAAGAGCGCUGGAUAUUUUUUGCUAUCCCUACAGGCAUGAUUAUGAAAUUAUAUUACACCGACUAGUUCAGGAUUCGGACAUCCAUCGGUCAAAGGCGUGAAACGUCACUUCUCAAAUGCUCUUACUGCUGCUGUUAGAUGAGUGCUGUUUUGAAGGAUGGUUAUGAGCUGCAGAUCAUGGAGCAGGUGACGGACAGCGCGAGGAGAGUGGAGGACGAGCGCAGUCUGAUCAGAGCGCGCGCUGCUGCAGCUCAGCCGGUGGGAAGCUCCGACACCCAGGAUGGGUCCUCGAGGUUUGUUUACGUCCUCGCCUUCUUCUCCGCUCUGGGCGGCUUCCUCUUUGGCUAUGACACCGGAGUGGUGUCUGGUGCCAUGCUUUUGCUCAAGAAAGAGAUGAAGCUGAGCGCGUUUUGGCAGGAGUUGCUGGUCUCCAGCACUGUAGGCGCGGCGGCGCUCUCAGCUCUAGCGGGCGGAUACCUGAACGGACUGUACGGCCGCCGGAAGUGUAUCAUGCUGGCCAGCUUCAUUUUUACUGCAGGGGGGAUCAUUUUGAGCGUCGCACCUGAUAAAGUGGUUCUUAUUCUUGGCAGGCUUACUGUUGGUCUUGGCAUAGGAGUAGCAUCUAUGACUGUGCCGGUCUACAUAGCUGAAGUGUCUCCUCCUCAGCUUCGGGGUCAGCUGGUCACCAUAAACACGCUGUUUAUCACAGGCGGUCAGUUCAUAGCCAGCGUUGUGGACGGAGCGUUCAGUUACAUGAGCCACAAUGGCUGGAGGUAUAUGCUGGGUCUAUCAGUAGUCCCAGCUGUGCUGCAGUUUGGGGGAUUCUUCUUCUUCUUGCCUGAGAGUCCUCGCUGGCUCCUGCAGAAAGGCUAUUCUCAGCAGGCCCGGGAGGUGCUCACGCAGAUCCGAGGCACAGAGAGUGUGAAUGAAGAGUACGAAAGUAUCCAGGGCAUUGUUGAAGAGGAGGAAAAGGAAGCAGGAGAGGGACCAGUUCUGUGCCGUAUCCUGGCCUGUGCUUCUGUUCGGAGAGCUCUCAUUGUGGGAUGUGGCCUCCAGAUGUUCCAGCAACUCUCUGGAAUUAAUACUGUAAUGUACUAUAGUGCCACAAUUUUGCAGAUGGCAGGGGUGCGGGAUGAUAAGACGGCCAUCUGGCUUUCUGCUGCUACGGCAUUCACCAAUUUCCUGUUUACGCUAGUGGGCGUUUGGCUGGUGGAGCGGGUGGGCCGCAGAAAGCUGAUCCUGGGCAGCAUUUUUGGUACUGGUGUUAGUCUCUCUGUCUUGGCUGUGGGAUUCCUACUUUCUGCUCAGGCGUCUCCUCCAGUGAACUUUCACCCUAGUGACCCUACUUCUCUUAACUCGACCUGCAUGCACUAUGGAUUUUGUGAACAGUGUAUGCUGGAUGCAAACUGUGGCUUUUGUUACUUUGAGAAUGGCUCAACCAUAUCAGACUCUUCCUGUGAGCCAGUUAAUCCAGCCAACGCAGAGCAAGCAGCAAGUGGCAGGUGCUUCAAUGGUACCCAAGAAAACCCAAGUGCAUUGUGGGCCUAUAACUACUGCCCAACCUCCUAUUCCUGGGUAGUAUUGCUAGGUCUCAUCCUGUACCUGGCCUCCUUUGCUCCAGGAAUGGGGCCCAUGCCAUGGACAGUGAAUUCUGAGAUUUAUCCGCUGUGGGCUCGGAGCACAGGCAAUGCUUGCUCUGCCAGCGUCAACUGGAUCUUCAAUGUCCUUGUGUCUCUGACAUUCCUCCAUGUGGCUGAGUACCUCACAUACUAUGGUGCAUUUUUCCUGUACACUGGCCUGGCUGUUCUUGGCUUCCUCUUCGUGCUGGGCUGUCUGCCAGAGACCAAGGGUCUCAUGUUGGAAGACAUUGAGACUCUAUUUAGCAAGAGACUCUGCACCUGUGGUGCACUGGGUGGCGAACAUGCACAUUACAUCAGGCCUCGUUUGGAUUUGGGAAAGUUGCAUUAUGGGACGCUGGGACCAGAAGAAGGAAUUGCUUACAUAUCACUGCAGUAAUGGUGCAGUUAUACCUGGAUUUCCCUUGCAAGAACAACUAACAGCACUUUUGAGAUCAUUAUCAAAGAACUGACACUUUUUUUUUUUUUUUUUAAAGAUUUGUGUGUAUAUGUACAUGUUAACAAAGUCAGAAUGGGUCUUGGUGUGAUCUAGUUGAAACUAGAAGCUGUCACUUCAUUUAACAAAAACAAACAUAUGGUUUUGGGAUAAAAUAAUGCCCUACAAGUGUUUACAAGUCUGACAGUUAUAUAUUAAUUAUUAUAUUAAGUUGGAGAGAAAAUCAGAACUUGGUCCUUUAAGGAAUGGUAUAUAUUUGUUUAUGUUGAUUAUUCUGUUUCAUUAUGUUAGAUUAACAGUUUCUAAAAUAGACAAAGAACAAUCUGAACCCCCUUUCAAUUUAAUGGACAAACCCUUACAUUGUCAAAAUGUUGGAAAUAGAAUCUACACGACAUAUGUAAUAUGCAUAUUUUAUAUACACAGUACAUACUGUAUAUUUUUAAAUGUACACUGAUAUCCUGCAGUAUCUUUACUGACCGCUAGGGUCCAUGAACCCCCUGUUGGAAAGGUGUUGGAUAUAGCUCAGCAAUAGCAAAAACAAUAUUCCAGUCUGCUGUGCAGGCUGUCUCUUUCAAUUAUUCCACUAAUGUUACUAAUUUGUAUAGACAAAACUGUGUUCAUCUUUUUCUACUGAAUAAAAUUUGUGAGAAUUAACUCUUCA